Molecule: messenger RNA, 3612 nt
Organism: Symsagittifera roscoffensis
Lineage: Eukaryota; Metazoa; Xenacoelomorpha; Acoela; Convolutidae
Product: ribonucleoprotein PTB-binding 2-like
Exons: 11
Coding region: 113-2599 (828 amino acids)
Cellular component (GO): cytoplasm; nucleus; ribonucleoprotein complex
Molecular function (GO): mRNA binding
Source: RefSeq, a predicted model, not a curated record
CGCUUCAAAUUUUUGCAGGUUUUAACUAUAAUCUUGUCUGAUUCUUUCUUUGUUGUAGAUUAGACACCAUCUUGUGGUUGUUAGUUGUGUGAGUUUUGAAUUCAGGCCGUGCAUGGAGAUUGGACAUAAUUUAAACAAAUCAAGUUUGAUUAAAGGCAAUGAGUUCUUCAUCAAUCCGUCUGCAGAACAAUUGAAAGAAUUUGCUGCUAAUAAAGUUAUGAAAGAUUUUCAAAAGAACCUCGGCCCCGAGGAUCAACAGCCUAUUCUUACAGAGAGCGAGCGUCUGGCUGCGAUUAAGAAGGAAAAGGAUGAAUUCGAGAAUCGUAAGAAAGUCGAGAUCAAAGGAUUACCAGCGGAAAUGAAAGCCGAGGAUGUGUCUGGUCUUCUUGAAAAUUAUCAUGUUGGACCAAUACAGCUGGAGAAAGUGGAGAAUUCAACAAAUGCAAUUGUUUUACUGGGCAACGGCGAGGAAGCGGAAGCUGCUGUUCGAGAACUUAAUGGUCAACGUUACAAUAACUGCGUACUUCAAUGUUCCAUGGCAUCUGUUGAUUCUCUACUUUGUAUUACAAAUCUUCCCUUAUCUUACACACAGGAGAACGUUCGAAAGAUGUGUGAAGCAUAUGGUCCAGUAGACAGAUGUUUUGUUAUGCCAAGUGAAGAAACGGGGAAUUCGAAAGGAUACGCUUUUGUGGAAUACCCCAACAAAGAUAUCGCUCGAAAAGCCAAAACGCAAUUAAACGGACGCUUAGUUCAAACCCACGAAAUCAACUGUGACUGGACAGAUGAAAAUCAUUGUUAUUGGAAUAAAUUACAUUCCACUUGUUUAUUAGCUGAAUUAACCGCAGACUUUAACGAUACGACGAAGUUUCGCAGUCUUUUCAAUAAAAUAGCAGAUCCCAGAUAUAUUCAGCUGGCUCUGAAUUCUGAAACACGGAAAUGUCUGGGUUUUGGAAUUGUUGCGUUCGAGAAUCCACUUGUAACGGAGCAGACAUGGUAUAAAGUAAAUGGUGCUAAUGUUUACGGCCAAAACCUCAGAGUCUAUUUUGUUUGUCCCGGACAUUCAGGGAGAAACGAGUACACAAGAAGACUAGCCAAGUGUCAGAAAAAAUCACCCCAGGCCGUGCUAGGGGCACCUCUAUUUCAGAAUGUAUCGCAGUUUCCUUCAAAUGGUCUUCUAAACCCACUAUUAAUGGCGAAAUUUGGAGGUGCAGCCAACUCAGUGGCGGGAGCCAACAGUGCAAUGAGUCAGCUGGCGGCCUUACAGAAUGGGACCAAUCCUGCCGCCUCAGCUGUCAUGCAAUCAUCACCUUCGCAUCAAUUUGUCUCUCAAAAUCACCACGCCUUACAACUAGCAGCCGCUCAACAGGCGGCGUUAAUGGCGGCCGCGGGAGGAGGUGGGUCCGCAAUCAACGGCGUCUCUCAAAAUGCCCUCUUAGCCCAAGCACAAGCAGCUGCCGCCGCCGCCGUUGUCUCUAGCCAAGCAGCACACAUGCACGGUCAUCCCGCCGCACACUUGAGUAACUCGGUGAUGAGCAGUGCAGCCGGAACGCACCAUCAGUCGCAGCACCACUCGCAACAACAAGCGGCAGCACUGGCAGCGGCGUCUUUGAUGUCAUCGAACCAAGCGAGUCACCAAGGAGGAUCUCCGCAUAAUAUGUCGGCUGCACAUCAAGCGGCAACAUUGCAACAUCUUCAGCAACAGUUGGCGGCGGCUGCCGCUACCAAUAACCAACAGCAGUCCCAAAUGUCAGCAGCAGUUAUGGGCUCUGCCUCGAACCACCCAGGGUCCCAAACAUCGCAAGAUCUAGCACAAGCCCAAAUGCUAGCUCUGGCACAAGCUUCAAACAAAGACAACACUCAGCAAAAUUCUCUCCAUGGAUCUAACUCGACUUCAACUAUUUCUCAAAAUACAUCCGCAGCCAACACUUUGAUGCAGCAAAACGCACAACUCAAAGCAUUAGGACUCAUUCCCCAAGGAAGCGAUGUUCCGGGACUCGGAGGAGCGUCAUCGGCAGGGGAUCCGAAUGCAGGAGGAGGUGGAACUGCCGGGUUGCUGGCGGCGUUAGCUGCUUCUCAGCAGCAGCAACAGCUAGCAGCGUUGUCGGCAGCAGCGGCACAACAAGGAUACCAAUUUGGAGGUGGCGCGGGAUUGCCUUACCAGACGUUUCCGACAGGACUUGACAUCUUCCAGCAAGCUGCCCUCCAACAACAGCAGCAACAACACCACCAGCACCAGCAGCAACAACUCUUAGCUGCCGCACAGCUAUCAGCCAUGGGGGCACACUAUCCCCACCACACGCAACAACAUCACUCGGGAGGCGGAAACGCCGCCGCCGACUUAGCCGCGCUGCUCUACGGGACAACCGCAACUGGAGGCCACCACGCCCAACACCAACAUCAGAUGCAAGUGGCAUCUAAUGCAUUCAUCAGUGCCCCGCCCAGUGCCUAUAUCAAGGCGGAACAGGUGGUCUAUGACAACAGUGCCAGGGCAUCGCCAGGCGGCGCCAGUGCUGGAUCCAUGAUAGAAAGAAAGAAGCUACGGCGCGGAAGUUACUCGUCUCAAAUCAAACGGCCCCAACUUAAUGAAGAGAACUCUUGACUCGACGGGCGCUGAUGCAGUCGCGAAGAAACAAGCCAAGUUUUGACGAGGACCAAAGUGAACAGAAAAACGAAUUGUCAAAAACAGGAGCCGUGAACAGAAAACAAUCAGGGUUUAUGUGCUGUACUGCACGCAGUAUAAAAUGACGAAAAGUUUUUAAUGAUUUCUGGAAUAAAAUAGAAAAUCUAUCGGCAGUGACCAAAGUUGAAAAAAAAACGUCCUCAAUUUUGUCCGAAAUGAUCGAGCAGAUCAGCCGAGACAAGAAGAAAAACUGAAAAGGCGGAGCCAGAACUCCAGUCUUGAAUAAAAAAACUAACGAAGUCAGAGUUUAGAAAAAUGUAGAUGAAAAUUAGUCUUUUGUUGUUUGCGUUGCUUCCUUAAUAUUAACAAAAAUGUGUGAUAUAAUUUGGAUGUACAUUUAGAUUACAAGUAUGUAGUGCUCAAUCAAAGCAGCAAAAAUUGGAAAGCACAACCGAAAAUGUUCACUGUCUCUUAUAUUGUUUCUAUGCAACAAAAUUUUCUUCGCAUUCCGUGAGUUUGACCUGAACAAUUUAUCUUUGUCGGAUAAAAGCAACUGUUUUUGUUUUUUGUAGUGACAAAAAUUGGUGAUAUUUUAACGUAAAAACUGCCAUACUGAUAAUUCCAUUUUUAAGAGUUGUUCAAAUUAAGUUCUAUGAAAAUUGUUCAGCCCAACCUGCCCGACUAUUUGUUGGCUAUUGUCUAUCCUGUCAGUAAUUCAAAAUCAAUUUUGAAGACGUCAAAAUUAUGUGCUGUAUUUCUUCCAGAACAUUCCAAACUUCAUGACCUUGCGCCUCUUUUCUUUCUGUACUUUGAUUUACAUAGCUGAUUUUCACUCAGGCGACUGAUGUUGUCUACUUUGUUUGAUUUAAGAUUAUUGGUAAUCAAGAUUAUGUAAUUUUCUUUACUCUAUUCUAUGCUAUACAUUCCUCAAAAUUAUUCAUUAUAGAAUCCCGAGUCCAUAUAAUCAAUGACAAUACACUAUAUUUUUGAAA